Messenger RNA from Silurus meridionalis, 1028 nucleotides. RefSeq names its product cilia and flagella associated protein 20 (gene cfap20). The coding region runs from base 317 to 898 and encodes 193 amino acids. The record is from RefSeq and is a predicted model, not a curated record. The transcript is spliced from 6 exons. Gene Ontology annotation, biological process: positive regulation of cell motility; cilium assembly; regulation of cilium beat frequency involved in ciliary motility. Gene Ontology annotation, cellular component: motile cilium; ciliary basal body. Lineage: Eukaryota; Metazoa; Chordata; Actinopteri; Siluriformes; Siluridae.
CGAGGACUGUAGCGAGACAACAAAUUGCGCGAGCUCGAGCGUGAGAUAGGUGUAACGUUUGACAAGUGAUCUCAUUAAGAAAAACAUAUUGUGGCACUUAAGGAUUUAAAGCAAGAAUAUCGGAAUUGUUUCGAAUUUCGGAUAUUUGUUGAGCAGUACGAUUUAAUAUUUAAGUGCGGAACGCUUAUUCGGAAGCUUGUUGCUACCCGGAGAAGUUAUUAAGAGAACUAGGAGCGAAGCGCUAUCAACAGAAACGCGGAUAGAAGUGUACUUUAUAAACGAGAUAAAGCGGAGUUUUUGUUUAUGUUUUUAAAUUAUGUUUAAGAACACAUUUCAAAGCGGAUUUUUGUCCAUUCUGUACAGCAUUGGAAGCAAACCUUUGCAAAUCUGGGAUAAAAAGGUAAGAAAUGGACACAUAAAGCGGAUUACAGACAACGACAUUCAGUCUUUGGUGAUCGAGGUGGAAGGAACCAAUGUCAGCACAACCUACAUCACCUGCCCUGCAGAUCCGAAGAAAACCCUGGGAAUCAAACUCCCAUUCCUGGUCAUGAUAAUCAAGAAUCUGAAGAAGUAUUUCACAUUUGAAGUUCAGGUACUGGAUGAUAAAAAUGUGAGGCGGCGAUUCAGGGCCAGUAACUACCAGAGCACCACAAGGGUGAAGCCCUUCAUCUGCACCAUGCCCAUGCGGCUGGAUGACGGCUGGAACCAGAUCCAGUUCAACCUGUCCGACUUCACACGGAGAGCGUACGGCACUAAUUACAUCGAGACCCUGCGGGUACAGAUUCACGCAAAUUGUCGCAUAAGGCGAGUGUACUUUUCGGACAGACUGUACUCAGAAGACGAGCUACCUGCAGAGUUUAAACUCUAUUUGCCAGUACAAAACAAAGCUAAGCAGUAAAAUGGCACCAUGAACCCUUCAUUCCAAACCUCUGUAUGACCUUGUGUUGGAUGUCACAUGCACAGGGUUAUAAAGUGUGAAAAUGUGAAUUCACCACUGAAAGCAAUGAAAAUUAAACACACAAAAACCA